Messenger RNA from Prorocentrum cordatum, 351 nucleotides. The record is from the annotation of a GenBank genome assembly. NCBI's taxonomy places the organism in Eukaryota, Dinophyceae, Prorocentrales, Prorocentraceae.
GACCGGCUCCACGCGCUCUUCCUGGACGCGCCCGACGGCGCCGGGGAGCUGCGAGUGGCGCUGGGGCGGGUGGUAGGGCGCAGCUCGGGGCGCGAGGUGGCGCUGCCGGUCGCCGGCGAGGCGCUGCUGGACGGGCAGGACCACGAGUUCGCGCCCGCGCUCUCCACCGAGGCCAGCGGCGCGCUGCAGGCCGCGCUGGACGCGGCGCUGGCGCGGUGGCAGGCGGAGGACGCGGCCCGGCGGCGCUGGGCCGCGGUGGCGGUCGAGGAGCGCACGCGCAGGCACGCGGAGGUCGGCGAGUCCCUGACGGUGUACCAGCCCGAGGGCAGCUGGCACUACCAGGAGGCGUAG